AAUCACACAAUAAAUCAUCGUCUACAGUACCAUCAAGUCAUCCAGAAUUCACUUCACCAAAUACUGCAAAUAGAUCAACCUUCAUCUCACCAAUCAGAACAACAAAUCCAUCAACCCCAUUCAAUGUUAAAAAUGCACCAAGGAAAAAGAUUAAAAUAAAAAAUAGACCUAGGAAAAAACUUUUUUCAGCUGACAUCUCUGAUAAUCUAAAUGAAGCUGAAAAUAUGCUGCCAGAUGUUUUACUGUUCUGUACAAAAUAUAAUAUCGAAGCAGAAUUCCUCAUGUUACUAGUACUAAAUGUAAUGGCAAAUGACAAAAUACCGGGUGGCAACAUUGCUUUACAUUUAUUGUUUGAUGUCGCCAAAUGGUACGCUCAAAAGUCUACAUGUGCUAUGCAGUAUAGUAACGAAUCACUACUAUUUUGGAAAGUGGGGUUAAAACUAUUCCAAGGUAAAUUUAUCAGAUUUAUGAGGGGAAGCAAACUAGGUGGGUCAGCUAGAUCCGAUGAAACUAAGCAAGAAAGAGAAUUAAAUCCAGAAGACUCCACGAUAAACUUUGCUGUGCCGAGUGAUCAUGUCCUGAGAAACUUCAGUGGUGUUGAAUGUUCAAUCCCUAAGGUGUUGAAGCCAGGGACCACGCGUUUGAUGCAACUAGCAGAGCAAAGAGAAAACAGCGUAAGUUCAAACCACAAGAUGUCUCUAAUCCCAGAGCGCCAUCUAGAGGAGCAUUGCCCAUUAGGCAAUUCCAUAAAGUCGAUGAGUCUAAAAUUCUUCCAACGAAAAGACUUGGAAUUGAUUUGA
Molecule: messenger RNA, 800 nt
Organism: Owenia fusiformis
Lineage: Eukaryota; Metazoa; Annelida; Polychaeta; Sabellida; Oweniidae
Source: the annotation of a GenBank genome assembly